Arabis nemorensis is the source of this 951-nucleotide messenger RNA. NCBI's taxonomy places the organism in Eukaryota, Viridiplantae, Streptophyta, Magnoliopsida, Brassicales, Brassicaceae. The record is from the annotation of a GenBank genome assembly.
AUGAGGAACUAUAAAUUAAGAUUGUCAGUUAUGAUCCCAAGUAAAUGGUUUCACAAGCUCAAGAACAUGACCAACCUCAGAAAAAAGAAUCAUCCUCCUUAUUCCUUAAGCACUAUCAAGAAGGAAAACAUUUCCUCUGAGUCUAAAUCUCUUUCUCACUCUUCUUCAAACUCUUACUUCUCGAAUAGAUCACACACUUCUUUAGAAGCUAAGGUCCUUCAAAUUUCACCAAGAAACUCUGUUUACAUGAUGCAGAGCAAAAGAAAGUCUGUUUACAAGCCAUCUCCUGCUUCCUCUUCUUCUGUAUCUGCAGGUUUUAACAAAAACAAGAUCAAAUUUCUUCCAAACCAAGAUUCUUCCGCUGCCUCUUCCAAUUUGAAACUCAGUUCUUCCGCAGAAGAUAUCAUCAUCGACAUGAGAAACAGAGAUUUCAAGAAGAAAAUGUUCAAAGAGAUCAAGGUGUCUGAUUCAAUAAAGAAAGCCUGUCCUGCAAGUAACCGAACCAAGGAAUCACGUAAAAUCCAUCAUCUAUCUGUGAAGGUUAACAAUAAAGAUAAAGUGGAAGAAGAAGCUGCAUGUAGAAUCCAGAAAAAACAUCAGAAAACAUCAGUUUCUAGUGGAAGAAGAUCAUCUGCAAACUCUCCAAGGAUAAAAGUCAGAGUGAGUUCUCCUAGAGUUCAAGUCGCACCUCGUAGAAGCAAAUCGAGAUCGCAGAGCAGACAAGUGAUUAACAGUUUUGCAGUAAUCAAGAGUUCUCUUGAUCCUAAGAAAGAUUUCAGAGAAUCAAUGGUGGAGAUGAUAGCAGAGAACAACAUUAGAUCUUAUAAAGACAUGGAAGAUCUUCUAGCCUGUUACCUUUCCUUGAAUCCCAAGGAGUAUCAAGAUCUUAUCAUCAAGGUUUUCGUUCAAGUUUGGCUUGAAGUCAUAAACUCUACAUUUGCAUCCAAGUAA